Molecule: messenger RNA, 1599 nt
Organism: Penicillium riverlandense
Lineage: Eukaryota; Fungi; Ascomycota; Eurotiomycetes; Eurotiales; Aspergillaceae
Product: cytochrome P450
Exons: 4
Coding region: 1-1599 (532 amino acids)
Molecular function (GO): heme binding; oxidoreductase activity, acting on paired donors, with incorporation or reduction of molecular oxygen; iron ion binding
Source: RefSeq, a predicted model, not a curated record
AUGCUGCGAGAAUUGGGCCAAUCUUUCUCCUCCCAUUAUAUUUUUAUUUCGUUAGCUGCUUCUUUGAUCCUCUAUCUCGCCUUCCAAAGAUAUCAGAAAGGUCUCAAUAAAUAUCCAGGCCCAUUCAUUGCUUCGUUGACGAACAGCUGGCGCCUCGUUGACGUGUGGAAGCGGGAUGCUCACAUUACCUUCCGCAAGCUUCACCACAGGUAUGGGAACAUUGUUCGGGUCGCACCGAAUGUGCUGUCGUUUGGAGAUCCUGCAGCUAUCCCAGAUAUCUAUGGCCUGAACAAGGGCUAUACAAAGAGCGGUUACUAUGAUGUCUUCGCUACUGUGAACAAGGGCAACAUUGUUUAUAAUCUCUUCUCUACCAGGUCCGAAGCCUAUCAUGCCCGACUUCGAAGAUCUGUCAACCAUGCAUUUGCACUAUCUACACUGCUAGAUUACGAGCCACUUUUGGAUAGCUGCACGUCUUUUUUUCUCCGACGCACACAGGAGCUCUUUGUGGGCACGGGACGGCUUUGUCCAUUCUCCCAGUGGAUCCAGUUCUUUGCCUUCGACGUCAUUGGCGAAAUUACAUGGUCGAAGCGUCUCGGCUUCGUGGAAGAGAACCAGGACAUCUCGAGGAUCAUUUCGACGGUCGACUCUUUCCAGAACUAUGGCACGGUCAUUGGUCAGAAUCCCUGGCUAGAUCGCCUCUUUGUGAAAAAUCCCAUCAAGCUAUUCCUUGAAUCCAAAGGACUGUGGCCAUCGAGUCCAAACACAGCCAUAGUCAAUUUUGCGCUGGACCGGCAGCGCGAGCACGGCAAACGGAUCCAGGAUGACCUGCAAGAAAACACUCCCAAAAGAGGCGUGAACUUUCUUCAGCGGUUCCUUCAGUCUCAAGAAAAAAGCCCCGAGUUCCUUACCGACAAUCGCAUUACUGCGAUGUGCGCAUCGUUGAUCAUCGCUGGCUCCGAUAGUACGGCCAUCAGUCUGUCAAGCGUAUUCCACUAUCUGUUGCAAAACCCUCGUGUUCACAAGAAGCUGAUGCUGGAGAUUGACGCGGCUGAUGCUGCUGGCAAACUUGCUUCCUCGAAGGACUCCACUGGCGCAGGCGAUGUGGUGCCGUUUACUGCCGCCAAUAAGCUACUCUAUCUGGACGCUGUCAUCAGUGAAUCCUUCCGCAUGCACCCUGCUGUUGGGUUGCUUCUGGAACGGGUUACUCCUGCUGAAGGCGCAACGAUAUGUGGAGAGCACAUACCAGGUGGGACAGUCGUAGGAUGCAAUGCGUGGGUCUUGCACCAGAAUAAGGAAGUAUUUGGUCCAGACGCAGAUGUAUACCGGCCUGAGCGUUGGCUGGAAAGCGACGGUGCAGAUCCCGUCCGACUCUCUAGGAUGAGGCAAAGUAUGUUCCAAUUUGGCGCCGGGUCUAGAACUUGCGUUGGGAAAAACAUCAGCCUCAUGGAAACUUACAAAGUGAUCCCCACUUUUCUGAGGAAAUUCGAGCAGAUUGAACUGGCCGAGCCGGAAGAGUCAAUCUUUUUGAAAAAUGCCUUCUUCGUGCACCGAAAGAACUUUAACGUCCAUAUCAGACCGAGGAACAUGGAGAAAGAAUAA